AUCACCCACUGCUGUUCUGAAAUCUGCAGCCCGAAAGUUCUGCCUCGUAAACGUCCUUUGCAUCUGACUACAGGUCAGAAGCUGAACUUAUCCAAAAAUGCAGAGCGACGACGUGAUAUGGUCCGUAAUUGGCCAUGAAUUCUGCUCGUAUAAAGUCAAGACUGUCACUCAGAAUUUCUGCCGGAAUGAGUACAAUGUCACGGGUCUGUGUACACGGCAGUCAUGUCCGCUUGCGAACUCACGGUAUGCAACUGUGAGGGAGAAUGAAGGUGUGCUGUAUCUGUACAUGAAAACGAUUGAGCGGGCGCAUACACCUGUCAAUAUGUGGGAGAAGAUUGAGCUGUCAAAAGACUAUUCCAAGGCACUAGAACAGAUCGAUAAAGAGCUCAAGUAUUGGCCAAACUUUACUAUUCACAAAUGCAAGCAGCGUGUCACGAAGAUAACCCAGUAUCUUAUCAAAAUGCGUCGAAUAAAACUACGACAGGAGCCAAAGCUCGUGGGUGUGAAAAAGAAGUUGGAUAGACGUGAGGCGACACGGGAACGAAAGGCUCUCUCUGCUGCCCACCUUGAAAAAUCCAUCGAAAAGGAGCUGAUUGAGCGGCUCAAAUCAAAAGCGUACGGUGAUGCGCCACUCAAUGUCAACGAAAGUGUCUGGCAAACAAUUCUCGACCGGGAAAAGAGUGGAAAGGAGAAGGAACUGAAUGUUGGUGCUCAGUUGGAACUGGAAGAUGACGAGACGGAUGGAGAGGAGGAGAGGAGGAGAUGGAGGAGGACUGGGACGCUGAAGGAGGCGAGUUUGUUAGUGAUUUCAGUGGAGACGAAGAUGGUGAUUUGGAUGAUGAACUGAGCGAUCUGGAAGAUGUAGUAGAUGGAGGACUAGGCGUAGAGGAGAGUGGGGAUGACGAGUCAGACGACGACAGCUCACCAGAAGAUCAACCACCGUCCAAAACCGUCCUUGGAAAGCGGAAAACCAAGCCAACAGCAAAAGCACCCCCAAGAAAGAAAUUGGACAAGCCAGGGAGAAGUUCGUUGUUUCUGAAUUCGAUAUCCAGUAACUU
Messenger RNA from Suillus subaureus, 1058 nucleotides. RefSeq names its product ribosomal L28e protein family-domain-containing protein. Gene Ontology annotation, biological process: maturation of 5.8S rRNA; maturation of LSU-rRNA. The record is from RefSeq and is a predicted model, not a curated record. The transcript has 5 exons. The coding region runs from base 98 to 847 and encodes 249 amino acids. Gene Ontology annotation, cellular component: preribosome, large subunit precursor; nucleolus. NCBI's taxonomy places the organism in Eukaryota, Fungi, Basidiomycota, Agaricomycetes, Boletales, Suillaceae.